Molecule: messenger RNA, 254 nt
Organism: Meloidogyne enterolobii
Lineage: Eukaryota; Metazoa; Nematoda; Chromadorea; Rhabditida; Meloidogynidae
Source: the annotation of a GenBank genome assembly
AUGUUUUUCCGGAAAAGUUUAAAUAAACAUUAUUGUUGCAGUGCUCACCUUCUGUACAAAAGCAUCAGCAAUCCGCGACUCCUCAAACCUUCCCAUUGCCUGCGCAGGGGAAGACGGACAGAUAUGGCAACCACAACGAUGCCCACCAGGUACAGGAUGUAUGCCUGCCGCUGAUUCCGCUUUCCAUAUUUGCUGUCCAGUUGGUAUUGCUUCUAUAAGCAGGAGAAGAUGAAAAGCUUGAAAAAUUUGAUAGA